CCCUUCCUACUCAACGCUUUUACCAUGGAGCGGAUCACGCUGCCGGCGCGGAAGAAAAAGCCGAUGGUUAAGUUCGCGCUGUCGUCGGCGCCGGACUCGAAGAGCUGCACAGUUGCUGCCAUCCUUUACAAUGACGACGACGACGGCAACUAUGGAAUGGCAAGCAAGAUCAUCGUCUGCCGUGUAGGUAUAGGAGGGGGCUCCUGGCGGACCAUCACCAGGACGUUCGAGCUCCACGACAUCAUCUUCUUCGAGGGGAAACUCCAUGCGGUGGACGCAAACGCCCGCGUCCACGUCUUCCAAGAUGGCGACCUCCAACGCAAUAAGCCGUGCUGGCCACCCAAGUAUGACAAUGAACCGCAGCGCUUGUACUUUGACGACGCCAAGCUGCACCUGGUUGUCCUCCAAGGGAGGCUGCGCGUGAUCGGCAGGGCCUUCGGGAGAAACCGCGUGCCCGGCUGCACACACUUCACCUCCAAUGUCGGGGUGUUCGCUCUCGGCGGCAAGACGCUGGAGCCGGUCAAGGACUUUGGCGGGCACGCGGUCUUCGUCGGCGACGCAUGCUGUGACGCUUUCCCCGUCGACGCAUCCUCCUCCUCAGGUAGCGGCAAGAUCAGAGAGAACCAGAUUUGCUUCGUCGACGACGAGAAGAACGUGUCGUCGCUGGCAGCCUACGGCUGCCGGCCGCUUUUCCGGCAGCUGCAAUCCUACGACGUGCAAAAGGACUGCAUCCGUACAUACGAGCCACCAAAACCAUCAUAUGGGACAUGGCGGUGCGUGACGGCACAACGCUUCCCGCACAAGAGCGCCAUGGAACUGCCGCCGCGCGAGGCGGAUUCGUGGGAGGAGCGGCAGCUGCAGGACGUGGCCAGCUGCCUGGGAGCAAUCAGACGGCCCUCCUACGCAACCCACAAGAGCCGCAAACCAGGCAGGUCAGGCGUGACCGUGCGGAUCUCCAUCCCUAAAAGUAAAACAAAAUCAGUAUUCAAAUACAACCACUGGAGUUUCACGCAGCGCCGGCCAUCGGCCAGGGAGGCGAGACAGGCGGCGGCGCACGAGGCCGUCACGUUCCUCCGGAGCCGGUUCCGCAGCGUCUUGGACGACAGCCCGUGGAGCUCCAUCCCUUACUAUCAUAGCUACGUUGAUGAGGAGGAGGAAGAAGAAGAGGCCCACUCAGACUCAGUCUCCGACUCAGAGUCAGACUCAGACUUAUUUGACUACAAACAUUGGUACGGCUGGUAAUUAUCCAGCUGCAUUUUUGGAUGGGCUAAACGCUCAUACAGAACCGGUAUCAGACUAUC
Molecule: messenger RNA, 1301 nt
Organism: Lolium perenne
Lineage: Eukaryota; Viridiplantae; Streptophyta; Magnoliopsida; Poales; Poaceae
Source: RefSeq, a predicted model, not a curated record